Otolemur garnettii (small-eared galago) is the source of this 8414-nucleotide messenger RNA. It is a transcript of the gene GOLGA3, whose product is annotated as golgin A3. Lineage: Eukaryota; Metazoa; Chordata; Mammalia; Primates; Galagidae. The transcript is spliced from 25 exons. The coding region runs from base 575 to 5092 and encodes 1505 amino acids. The record is from RefSeq and is a predicted model, not a curated record.
GUUGUGUUUCUGGAAAGUACCGCAGACUCUCAAAGUCACUUUAUGAAAUUGCGUAGGGCCACUAAGGGAUGAAUUCUAUAUUGAACCUGUGGCGAAAGCGGUCCUGGACGUAAAGCGGCUGCUAGCGAGCAGAAGACGAUAUUCUAUGUUCCGGAACGGAGGCAUAGCACACAGGCUGUUUCUGGGAGGCCCGUAGUCUUUGCACCACCGUGCCCCGCCCCUCGCGCAGCCACGUCUCCGCUGGAGAAGUCGGGCUGGGCGGCUGCCGCAGCUUCCGCAGCGUUAGGUCAUAAAGUGGAGUGUCUGUUACUAAUAACAGCUUCCUUGUGACACACCCCCAGCUGUCUGAUCCUCCUCCAACUUCUCAGAGAUUUGCUUUUGUCAGCGGUCUGAGGUAUUGUGAUAUUAGUUGGCUGGACAUCAAGCUGCCUGUGAAUCUUUAAUUUUUACCUUGAAAAUGGAAAACAUGGUGGGGCCCUCUCUGGGAACUCUUGGCUGUUGCUGAUGGCAGAAACUGGGCUCAUCUGUAGUUCAUGCACCCUUUGAUGUUAAUCCAACCUGGGUCAUCCUGACCAUGGAUGGUGCGGCAGCUGAGCAGGAUGGCCUCUUGGAGGAUGGACCCAGCAGUGGUACUUCAGCUCUCCCUGAGGCACCUCUAGAACCUCAGGGCUCACUGGCACUGCUUAAUAUGUGGGACAAGGCCCAAUGUACCAAUGUUGAGGCCAACAGAGCUUCCAAGGAAGGGGAAAGCCCACAUGGACCUGGCCAAGGAGGCCUCUGUCAGAAUGGGCCAACAUUGGAGCUCCCGGACCCGUCAUUGUCUCUCGAUCCCACUACAAGCCCAGUGGGUCCAGAUGCCUCUCCAGGUGUGGCUGAUUUCCAUGACAACCUAAGGAAGUCUCAGGGACCUAGUGCUGAGGGCAGUGUUAGAAAAGAAGCUUUGCAGUCUCUCAGACUCAGUCUUCCUAUGCAAGAAACGCAACUGUGCUCUACAGAGUCUCCACUGCCCCUGGAGAAGGAGGAGCAGGUCCGACUUCAGGCACAAAAGCAGCUGGAAGAGCAGCUCAAGCAAUACAGAGUGAAGCGCCAGCAGGAGCGAUCCAGUCAACCUUCAGCAAAAACAAGACUUUUUAGCACACUUGAUCCUGAACUCAUGCUAAACCCAGAACACUUACCAAGGGCCAGUACUGUGGCUAUGACAAAAGAAUAUUCCUUUCUGCGCACCAGUGUCCCUCGGGGGCCUAAGGUGGGCAGCUUAGGGCUCUUGGCACAUCCCAAGGAGAAAAAAAGUUCAAAAUCAAGCAAAAUUCGAUCUCUGGCUGAUUACAGAACUGAAGGCUCAGAUGCUGGGAGUUCUGGUAGAAAUGUUUCAGCUACCGACUCUCCCAUGGGUUCCCUGAAGCAGAGUAGAAGCAGUGCGUCAGUUGUGUCUGAAAUCAGCCUGUCUCCUGAGACUGAUGACCGUCUGGAGAAUGCUUCACUAACUGGAGACAGCGUGUCCGAGGCUGAUGGAAAUGAGAGUGACAGUUCAUCACACAGCAGUAUCUCUACCCGUGGGACAUACGGUGUUCUGGUGAACACAGUGGGCACACAGGAAACUUCAUUUGUGGUAAAUGGCCAGGAGAUUGCCUUGGAUGCUUUGGGCCAGUUCCCCUCGAUUAAGGAUGUCCUCCAGGCUGCAGCAGCUGAGCACCAAGACCAAAAGAGGGAAAUCAAUGGGGAUGUGCAGAGUCGAAGAAACAGCAUCUGUAGCAGUGUUUCUGUGGAAGGCUCUGCUGCUGAGACUCAGGAUGAAAUGUUGCAGGUUCUCAAAGAAAAAAUGAGACUCGAAGGACAACUGGAAGCUUUAUCAUUAGAGGCUAGUCAGGCACUUAAGGAAAAGGCAGAGCUGCAGGCACAGCUGGCGGCCCUUAGCACCAGGCUGCAGGUACAGGUGGAGCACAGCCAGACCAGCCAGCAGCGGCAGGAUUCCCUCAGCCUGGAGGUGGACACCUUGAAGCAGUCCUGCUGGGAUCUGGAGCAGGCAAUGACUGACCUGCAGAAUAUGCUGGAAGCCAAAAAUGCCAGCCUGGCAUCCUCCAAUAGUGACCUGAAGGUGGCAGAGGAACAGUACCAGAGGCUUGUGGCAAAAGUAGAAGACAUGCAAAAGAGCAUCCUCAGUAAGGACAACACAGUGCAUGAUCUUCGACAACAGAUGACAGCCUUGCAAAGCCAGCUGCAGCAGGUGCAACUGGAACGUGCAACACUGACCAGCAAGCUGAAGGCUUCACAGGCAGAAAUCUCAUCCCUGCAGAAUGUCCGGCAGUGGUACCAGCAGCAGCUUGCCCUAGCACAGGAGGCCCGAGUCAGGCUGCAGGGUGAGAUGGCCCACAUCCAGGUUGGACAGAUGACCCAGGCAGGCCUCCUGGAGCACCUGAAACUUGAGAAUGUGUCCCUAUCCCACCAGCUGACAGAAACACAACACAGGUCCAUCAAAGAGAAGGAGCGCAUAGCUGUUCAGCUCCAGAGCAUUGAGGCUGACAUGUUGGAUCAAGAAGCAGCCUUUGUGCAGAUCCAGGAGGCGAAGACAAUGGUAGAGGAAGACCUCCAGAGGAGACUGGAGGAGUUCGAAGAUGAGAGGCAGCGGCUACAGAGGGUAGCAGCCUCGGCAGUAUCCCUGGAGCAGCAGCUAGAGCAGGUUAAGUUGACUUUGCACCAGCGAGACCAGCAGCUGGAGGAUUUGCAGCAGGAACACCUGGGCCUGCUGAAGCAGCUCACCUCAACACAGGAGGUGCUGCGGGCCAGGGAGCAGGCCCUUGAUAGCCUGCAGACGCACUUCGACGAGCUGCAGGCCAGGCUGGGGGAGCUGCAGGGGGAGGCAGCCUCCAGAGAGGACACAAUCCACUUCCUGCAGAAUGAGAAGAUUGUCCUGGAGGUGGCUCUGCAGGCGGCUAGGAGCAGCAAGGAGGAAUGUGACAAAGAAGCAAGACGCUUAGAGGAAGGUACUGAGGAAACGUCUGGAAUUUUAGAGCAGUUGAGAGAAGAAUUAGCCAUCAAGUCCAGCCAGGUGGAGCACCUGCAGCAGGAGACUGCCACUCUGAGAAAGCAGAUGCAAAAAGUAAAGGAACAGUUUAUUCAACAAAAGGUGAUGGUGGAGGCCUACCGGCGGGAUGCCACCUCUAGAGACCAGCUUGUCAGCGAGCUGAAAGCCACAAAGAAGGGGCUGGACGCAGAGGUGAAGGGGCUGAGGCAAGAGCUGCUGAAGCUGCAUGGAGAGAAGAGAGCCACAGAGUUGGAGCACUCACGCCUGCAGAAGGAAGCAUCGCAGGCCCAGCAGCAGGCGAUGGAUCUUGAAGGGCAUCUCCAGUCAGUGCAGAAGGAGCGGGAGGAGAUGGAGGCGCAGCUGCAGUCUUUGCAGUUCGACAAGGGCCAGGUGGUUGCCCUCACAGAGGCGAAUGAGGUGCUCAAGAAACAAAUUGAAGAGCUGCAACAGGAGGCCAGGAAGUCCAUCACAGAACAGAAGCAGAAGAUGAAACAACUUGGCUCAGACCUCACCAGUGCCCAGAAGGAGAUGAAGACCAAGCACAAAGCCUAUGAGAACGCUGUGAGCAUCCUUAGCCGCCGCUUGCAGGAGGCCCUCACUGCCAAGGAGGCUGCUGAUGCAGAGCUGAGCCAGCUCAGAGCCCAGGGCACCACCAGUGGUGGUAGCGACCUUGCUCUACAUGAAAGGAUCCAGGCCCUGGAGGUGGAGCUUCAGAGCGUCAGCCAUAGCAAGGUGCUGCUGGAGAAGGAGCUGCAGGAGGUCAUUGCAGCAACUGGCCAGGAACUGGAGGAGGCCCAGGAGAAGGUGCUAGAGCUAGAAGACGAGCUCCAGGAAUCCAGAGGCUUCAGGAGAAGGGUCAAGCACCUGGAAGAGUCCAACGAGAAGUUGGCUCUUGAACUAGAACAUGAGAAGGGGAAACUUAUGGGCCUUGGACAAUCUAACGCGGCUCUGCGGGAGCACAACAGCAUCUUAGAAAGAGCUCUGGCCAAGAGGGAGGCAGACCUGGUCCAGUUCAAUCUGCAGGUCCAGGCGGUUUUGCAGCGCAAAGAAAAGGAAGAUCGCCAGAUGAAGCAGCUUGUGCAGGUCUUGCAAGCCUCACUAGAGAAAGAAAAGGUGAAAGUCAGCAGCCUCAAGGAGCAGGUGACUGCUGCCAGGGUAGAAGCUGGUCAUAACCGCCGCCACUUCAAGGCAGCCACCUUGGAGCUAAGUGAGGUGAAGAAUGAGUUGCAGGCUAAGGAGCACCUGGUGCAGAAACUGCAGGCUGAGGCUGACAGCCUCAGGUUUCAGGAGGGGAGACAUUCCCAAGAAGUGGCGCAAUUCCAAGUGGAGCUGGCUGAGGCCAGGGCGCAGCUGCAGCUCCUACAGAAGCAGCUGGAUGAGCAGCUGAGCACACAGCCCCUGGGAAAUCAAGAGGUGGAAAAUCUCAAAUGGGAGGUGGAUCAAAGAGAGAGAGAGAUCCAGUCCUUGAAGCAGCAGCUGGACUUGACGGGACAGCAGGGCCACAAGGAGCUGGAAGGAACACAGCAGAUGUUGCAGAGUCUCAAGUCUGAGUUAGAGAUGGCACAGGAAGAUCUGGCCAUGACCCAGAAGGAUAAAUUUAUGCUUCAAGCCAAAGUGUCAGAACUGAAGAACAACAUGAAGACUCUGCUUCAGCAGAACCAGCAGCUCAAGCUGGACCUCCGCCGUGGUGCAGCCAGGACGAGAAAGGAGCUGAAAAGCGAGGCUAGCUCUUCCAGCCCUGCCACACCCAUCAAGAUCCCUGACUGCCCUGUUCCUGCCUCGCUGCUAGAGGAGCUGCUGCGACCCCCACCUGCUGUGAGCAAGGAACCCCUCAAGAACCUCAACACCUGUCUCCAGCAGCUCAAACAGGAGAUGGACAGCCUGCAGCGCCAAAUGGAGCAGCAUACCAUCACCGUGCAUGAGUCCCUGUCCUCCUGGACCCAGGGAGAAGGCCACCUCUUAGACCUAGCCACUGCUGGCCCUACCCUUCUGGGGGACCAUGCCAACCCCAGGGGUGACAUGCAGAAACAUAGUCAGAGCAGGGCUUCCAAAGAAGGACCAGGACAGUGAUGGCUGCAGCCUCACCUCCAAGUGUGUACCUGUGUGAAGGAAUAUUCUUUUACCAAUGUUAUUUAUUUGAUUCUGUGUUCUAUGUUUUUCUAAGAAAUGAAAUUUAAGUUUUGCUUUUGCCUUUAACAAGGAGUAAAAUAACAGAAUGAGAACCAAGGAUUAGAGAAAUAGUCAUUUGAAGAUCACAAUUAACUUUUCCCAUGAAACAACCAAAUCUUAGAAACCUAGUUCAGAUCUUAGUAAGGAAAUUUUGAUUGUCUCUGAAGGGUUAUUUGCAGAAGCCAGCAUCUUCUAAGUGACAGCAGCCAGUUACUGGUAGAAACUAUAAGACAAAAUCUGUGGCAGCAGCAGUGGACAUGAUGGACAGCCAGUGGGGUAUAGCUCACAUUCCUGCUCCAUUCAGUAGAGCUUUACUUUCCUACAGAAACAAAAUUUUAUUUAAAUUUUAUUUGCACUUUUGGCUUUUUAUUAUUUUUUUCAAUAACCAUCUCACCAUAGGAUAUGUAUAUAAAUACUGAAAUUUAUAAUCUAAUCUUUAAGAAGUAUAUGCUCACAUAUUUAAGAAUGAUCUAUUUGUCUUUUUAUUGAUUGCCAUUUGAAAAUUUGUUGUAAGGAAAAGAUGUUCAUGUAGGAUUUAGCGAUGUCAGUCAGAAAAUUGUAUUUUAAGAAAUGUAAUUAUUUACCUUCUGAAACCAAAUAUUCUAAUACAAAAAGGGUUCUUUGUUCCUUUGCUUUACUUUAUUUCUAGAGGGUCUUUCCUUCCAGCCCAGUCUCUUCUUGGCAGACCACCAGGCAGGAGCCAGUCAACCUUCAAUUAGGCCUGAUGGCUACCAAGAGGCACAGGGACACUGAGGUCUCCACAUGCAGACCUGACUUUUAGGGCAUGCAAGGAGAGGCCAGAGUGGAAGAGAAGGCAGAGGAGGAAGGGAAAGUAGGCCAGAGGCUGCCUGCAGGGUUUUCUGUGGUUUCCACUUGAACCUAAACAAUUUACAGUGUGUAAAACAGUAAUAAGCCAUUCUCCAAGGCUCAUGCUUUUGUGCCCCAGUGAAAUCUUCCCCAGGGCCUGUCCAAAUGCUUUUAUGGUGUCAUCAAAUCCUAGAUCCUCUGUGGUUACAGUGGCAUCACUGGAGCACAGAGGUGGUUUGCAGAAGAGCCAGGCCAGCAGCACCCCAGGGAAGGCGACUGGGCUCCCUGGAGGUGCCUUGGAGCAGGUGCCUCUUAAGUGUGUGAGAUUCAUGUUUCAUUGACUGGUUUACUAAGGAAAUCUGAAAUAAUAUUUAUUCCUAUAUGUUAGGGGGAGAGCAAGAAAGAGACACAGGGUUCACGUGGCCCUUCUGAGUGUCACUGGCCACUCCAGAUGUGCUGUGUCUGCUCUAUGGAGAAGCAGUUUGUGUUCUCUUGUAAUAUACUAUUAGAAAGUUAAUGGACAAGGUUAAGGUGACAUUAACCACAGAGAUGUUUAGGGUUUUAAAAAUAUUCAAUAGCAAGUAUUUGAACUUCUAAAAUAUGUAUAUCAUUUGUACAGGGUUAAUUUUGAAAUAAUACUUGAAAAUUUCAUUAUAAACAUCUCUAGCUUUUUAAGUUAGAAAUUGUUUUUGACUAAAUUGUUUUGUACCAUUAGAAAAAGAAACACUAACAUACAUUCUUAUUUAUUUUGGCUGUAUUAUCCUGUCUUAAUUUUAAAACAAAGAAAUAACACCUCAGACUCAUUCUGUGGCAGAGCUGCUUUCUCUUUGCAUAUAAAAGGUCUUCAUGGGGGUGAUGCUCAUGGUGUAGUUUUUUUUCUCUUGGAUAAACUAAUUUUGAAUAUAUUCAUCAAGUGAAAGCAGAUCUCUGUUCCUCAGGCCUUUUUCUCUGUUUAGCUGUCCUGCGUGUGCACACACCUGUGUACAUGUAUGCUUGUGUGUGUACACGUGCAUGUAUGUGUGCCUGAAAGUGUGUGUGUGCAUGCCCUGUGAAUCAGCACCUCUUGGUUUUCUGUGUCUCCGUGGGCCAGUUUGUCACUGGGGUCCAGAAGGGCCUACCUGUCUCUGUCCCCCACCGCAGUAUGAGCCUCUGUUUGCUCCUGCAUUUUUGCACAUGGUCUGUGGCACUGAGGCUGAGGCCUCUUGUGUUCAAGCUAACACUGCCUUUGGGCUUCCUUAAGUAGUUACCUUAAAGAGGGAGUUGGAUUUUUAAAUUGCCCACUUUUUUGUCUCUAAGGGAUUCUCCUGGUUCUCCUACCUCCUAGAGCUAGAUUCUUCAGUGAAUGAAGUUUGAAUUGUUCUUGUGGAAUAUACUCUUGGAACCCAGUAGUCAAGUCUGGAGCAUUACUUUAUAAAACAGGGUCACCACUGCGUUGUGUCUGUGCGUGUGACCCAUCCCCACACUGUGUCAUGUCCCACUGCAGGGAAUUUUGGCUUGGGCACUUCAUGUCAUUAUCUGUUUUUUGGGUUUUUUUAAAAAUCUGUUUUUCUUACGUUUCAAAAAAACUUAUUGCAGCGUGAUUUUCAUUGAUUUUUCCAUGGGGUAUGUCAGAUGCCACGGACCUUAUCAACUCAUACACCUUGGUCUUACUCUUUGGAGUAUGUUAUGACACAAUGUUUUUGAUAGGAUAUGAAUCUGAAUCCCCUCAGCCUGGCUCCUGGGAAUGGUACCCACCAAGAUAGGCCUUGAAGGUGCACUGCCUCAGGAAGUUUGCAGUAAAUUUAUCCUCGGUUUGAAAACUUACUUUCCUUCAUAUGACAACACUGCAAAAGCUGAGGGCUUGCAGAGUCACCACAAGGUAUAUUCCUAAUUCCAAGAUGUUUUUUAACAGAAAUUAAAUGUCACGUGUAAAGAUUCUAUGAGUGGGGGGCAGCGCCUGUGGCUCAAAGGAGUAAGGCGCCGGCCCCAUAUGCCAGAGGGGCAGGUUCAAACCCAGCCCCGGCCAAAAAAAAAAAAAGAUUCUAUGAGUGAAAGGGACCAGCAUACAUUUCACGUUUUAAGAGUGAAAGAGAAAUGGAGCCUUCCUUUCAAGGACUCCAUUGUGUCACAAACAAUGCUGUGAUGUGAGACAUUCUGAGUCUUCUAACAAGUGAAUCUCCUCAUGUGGUGGUCUCAGGUUAUAAUAGGAUCCUUGAGGGUAAUGUGAGAGGGUCUAGAAAAUUCAAUGGUUUUAAGUUAUUCAUUUCUAUUAAAAAUUUCCUCACAAAAGAAUCCUCAAGUUGUGGCAUUCAGGGGAAAGGUGUCACCAUGUAUGACAAAUUGUAACUUUAAAAAGCAUGUUAAUUUUUUUUUUAUAAACUUAAGUGUGCUUGGGAAUUCCUUAAAUUUUGUGCAAUAAACUAUUUUUUGUAAAGAU